Sorex araneus (European shrew) is the source of this 1224-nucleotide messenger RNA. RefSeq names its product actin gamma 2, smooth muscle (gene ACTG2). Gene Ontology annotation, cellular component: cytoplasm. Gene Ontology annotation, biological process: vascular associated smooth muscle contraction. NCBI's taxonomy places the organism in Eukaryota, Metazoa, Chordata, Mammalia, Eulipotyphla, Soricidae. The transcript has 9 exons. The coding region runs from base 81 to 1211 and encodes 376 amino acids. The record is from RefSeq and is a predicted model, not a curated record.
ACACCAACCCUCGGCCACUGGGAGAAGAAUCUCUCGUCCACUGGGUGUGCCAGCCGCUGGUUUACUCAGCCACACUCACCAUGUGCGAAGAGGAGAGCACUGCACUUGUGUGUGACAAUGGCUCUGGCCUGUGCAAGGCUGGCUUCGCAGGAGACGACGCGCCCCGGGCUGUCUUCCCCUCCAUCGUGGGGCGCCCCCGCCACCAGGGCGUGAUGGUGGGCAUGGGCCAGAAAGACAGCUACGUGGGAGACGAGGCUCAGAGCAAGCGAGGGAUCCUAACUCUCAAAUACCCCAUUGAACACGGCAUCAUCACCAACUGGGAUGACAUGGAGAAGAUCUGGCACCACUCCUUCUACAAUGAGCUGCGAGUAGCACCUGAAGAGCACCCCACACUGCUCACAGAAGCACCCCUAAAUCCCAAGGCCAACAGGGAGAAAAUGACCCAGAUCAUGUUUGAAACCUUCAAUGUUCCUGCCAUGUAUGUCGCCAUCCAGGCUGUGCUCUCCCUCUAUGCUUCUGGCCGCACCACAGGCAUCGUCCUGGAUUCGGGAGAUGGUGUUACCCACAAUGUCCCCAUUUAUGAAGGCUAUGCCCUGCCUCAUGCCAUAAUGCGCCUUGACCUAGCUGGCCGUGACCUCACAGACUACCUCAUGAAGAUUCUCACAGAGAGAGGCUAUUCCUUUGUGACCACAGCUGAGCGAGAAAUUGUGCGUGACAUCAAGGAAAAGCUGUGCUAUGUGGCCCUGGAUUUUGAGAACGAGAUGGCUACAGCAGCCUCCUCUUCCUCCCUGGAAAAGAGUUACGAGCUCCCAGACGGGCAGGUCAUCACCAUCGGCAAUGAGCGUUUCCGCUGCCCUGAAACCCUCUUCCAGCCUUCGUUCAUUGGCAUGGAGUCGGCGGGGAUUCAUGAAACAACCUACAAUUCCAUCAUGAAGUGUGACAUCGACAUCCGCAAAGACUUAUACGCCAACAAUGUUCUCUCUGGGGGUACCACCAUGUAUCCUGGCAUUGCUGACAGGAUGCAGAAGGAAAUUACUGCCCUGGCCCCCAGUACCAUGAAGAUCAAAAUUAUUGCCCCUCCAGAGCGGAAGUACUCAGUUUGGAUUGGAGGCUCCAUCCUGGCCUCUCUCUCUACCUUUCAGCAGAUGUGGAUCAGCAAGCCUGAGUAUGAUGAGGCAGGGCCAUCCAUUGUCCAUAGGAAAUGUUUCUAAAUCCAGAAACAGA